Molecule: messenger RNA, 906 nt
Organism: Pieris napi
Lineage: Eukaryota; Metazoa; Arthropoda; Insecta; Lepidoptera; Pieridae
Gene: PIG-P
Product: phosphatidylinositol N-acetylglucosaminyltransferase subunit P
Exons: 3
Coding region: 415-900 (161 amino acids)
Source: RefSeq, a predicted model, not a curated record
AAACGAAUUCUAUGUUUUAAAGACCAUUUAUUAUUGGAAAUAUAUUUUCGCUAUGUGUAAUUUCUUUUUAGUUAACACCAUUCAAUACAAUCGAAUGUCUGAAACUUAAGAUAAAUUAUCUUAUUAGUUGACGAUAAAUGAUGCCGGGAAAAAUGAGGAAAGUGUAAGUAUCAUUAAAUAUUCCAUUCUCUACAAAUGCUCAUGCUCGCAUUGCAUAUGAUGUCAUUAAUGUUGACAAAGAACUUAAAAGUGUGUUGAGAAGUUUAACUGUUGAAGAUACUAACCUUAUUAUAAAUUUUGAAGGAGACAACUACAAAUUUUUAAGGCUUUCAGUGAAUGGAUUGCUUCAAAAUUUAAGUUUAGUUACCAAAACUAUAAGUUUGUUUAGCUUGUAAGAACUAAGAAGUAAAAAACAUGCCAGAACAUACACCAGCUCCCAGUCCAGCGCGAUCAGUUUAUGGCUUUUCAAUGUAUUUGUUUAGUAAAACAGUGCUUUCAGUGUAUUUGAUAUGGGCCAUAGUUCCUAAUGAGUAUUUUCAUUACAUGUAUAUUUAUUAUAUACCACAAAAAUUUUGGUCAACAGCUGUACCCAUACAAUGUUUAGUUGCAUUGACAUUAUUUGCUUUUCUGAUCUAUCCCAGUUCUAAUCUUAUGUUAGCAUUAACAUGUGAUAGUAUAAACUCUAUUUGGGAUAAGUUUAGUUGUAAAAGUAAUAAAAUUAACAAAUAUCAGAGUUCUAUUCGGCCUGUUUGUAUUUGUAAGACAAAUGAAAAAUGUAGAAAAAAUUUUUUUUCUACAACACCUAAAGAUUUAGAUGAAAAUACUGUACCACAAUUGUACGAUUUAGAUAUACGUUAUGUUUGUAAGAAGUUGUAUUUGAAUAGAAAUAAAAAUAUUUAAAUGUUA